AUGAAGAAAGAUAAUAAGAAUUUUUCAAAUAGUUCAAUUGGUCUUUUAAAAAAAAAAAGUACAACUAAACAGGAUAUUUCGAAGGUUAAUGUGAAACAUAAGGAUAAGGUAACAAUAAAAGGAAAAGAAAAAGAAAACAUUUCUGUAUUGUCUAAAAAAAAUAACAUAAAUGAUAAGAAAAAAGAUAUAAACACAUUAAACCAUUCUACAAAUAUAAAGAUGAAUGAGAAAGAAUCUUUAACAUUAAAUAAUUCAAUUAUGAAUAUAGAAUAUGAUCAUAAAAAUGUUGAUAUCAAUGGACAAGUCGAAUUAUUAAAUGAAGAAAUGAAGGAAAAAAAAAUUGAAUUGGAUAAUAUUAAUAAAAAUGAUAAUUUACAUAAUCAUAGCAAUAUUAAUCAUGUUCAUAUUUCAAUUGCAAAUAAAUUUAAAAGGGAAGAUAAUAUGGAUGUAUUAAAAAAAGAUAAUAAUGAAGAAAUUUUAUCUAAUAAAUUAUAUCAAGAAAAAAAAGAUAUAACUUAUAAAAUAAAUGAUCUGGAAAAAAAAAUUAUAUUGGAUGAUAAAUCAAACAUGAAGGAUGAAGAUAAUAUUGAUAUAUUGAACAAAAAUAAUUUUUAUGUAUCAGACAAUGAUAUUAAACACAUAAAUGAUGGAAUUCAUAUUUUUGAUAAUUAUAAUGGUGAUAACGAUGAUAGGUAUAAUAUUAAUAACGAAUAUAAUAGUGAUAGUAAUAAUACUAAUAAUAUUCAUAAUGAUAAUAAUAGUGAUAAUAGCUAUAAUAGUCAUAAUAGUUAUAAUAGCAAUUCGUAUAAUAGACACAAUGAUGAUAAUAAUGAUAUAUAUAUUACAAAUAAUGAUAAUUAUACAUAUGAUUAUGAGGAUCAAAAAAAUGUACAUAAGAAUAGCAAAGAUAUAGAUGAAGAAAAGCCAUGUAAUAUAUAUGAUAAUAUAUUAAAACGAUUAAAUAUUGAGAAAAAUGAAAAUUUGGAAAAUAGUCAUAUAAUAAUAUUUGGAAAUAAGGAUGUAGGGAAAUCAUGUUUAGUCAAAGCAUUACAAGAAAUAUGUAUAAAUAAUGAUGAACAGAAUGAUUACCCUUUUUAUUGUAAUAAGAAUAGAGUUUUGCCAUUAGAUUAUGCUUGUUUAAAAGUAAAAAAUAUGGAUGAAAAUAGAAAGAUGAAAGAUAUAAAAAUUAAUAGCCAUAUAUGGAUUUUACAACAUCCAUCUUAUAUUCAUUCAUUGAUUAAAAAUAUAAAAAAUUUUAAAAAUGUAAAAAAUAUAAUUAUUUUAAUAUGUACAGAUUUAUACAAACCUUAUAAUAUUAUGUCUGAUAUAAAUAAUUGGAUAGAUACCUUGUAUAUUUUAUUUGAAGCAAUACAUUCUAAUACGAGCUUAAAGACAUUAAACCAAUUAAAAGAAAAAAUGGAAAAUUAUAUAUAUGAUUAUAAAAAUAACAUAUUAGAAAAGGGGGGAAAAAGAGAUGAUCAUAAAAAUGAAGAACUAAAGGACACACACGAAAAAAUAAAUAAUAUUACUGAUAGUAAUAAUAAUACUAUUAGUAAUAAUAAUAAUAAUAAUAAUAUGGUUAGUCAGGACAAAGAACGCUUAAUAAAAAUAAAUUUAACCUUCCCAAUAUUUUUUAUUAUUUGUAAAUCUGAUGGAUAUGAAAUUUUGAACAAUAGAACCUAUCAAGGAUAUAUGGAUGUCAUAAUUUCCUAUUUACGUAAUCUAGCCAUAAAUUAUCAUGCGGCUAUAAUAUAUUGCAAUACUAUCAAUAAAGAGAAUCCUAAAAAUAUAGAAUUAUUGUAUAAAUAUAUUAUGCAUAGAUUAUAUAACUUUCCUUUUAACGAGAAACCAAUUUUAAAUGAUUAUGAAAAAAUAUUCAUACCAUCAGGAUAUGAUAAUAUAGAAUUAAUAAAUAAAUCAAUAAAAAAUACAUUUGUUGAAAAUUUCAAUAAACCAUAUGAUUCAAUUAUUACUAAGCCAAUACCAAAUAAAAGCAUAGUCGAACAAAAUGAAAAUAUUGUAGAUGAUUUUUAUUUUAAUGAAUUCUUAGCAAAUUUAUCUAAUGAUAUAAAUAAAAUUAAAAAGAAUGAUGAAAAUGUAUCAACAUGGGAUAAAAAUAAAAUUGAUGUUAUUGUUAAUAAAAAUAAUAUAUAUACAGAAGAAAAUAAUGAAAACAAUUUAAAUAAAGAUAAAAUAGAUCAAUCAUUACAUAGCUUUUUUCAAAAUCUUUUAGCUAAAGGAAGAUCCAAAUCGCCUAGUACACCUAAUAUUAACCCAACACCAUUAGAAAAAAGAAAUAUAAAUUUAUGA
This is a messenger RNA of Plasmodium adleri (nom. inval.), 2310 nucleotides long. RefSeq names its product dynein light intermediate chain 2, cytosolic. Gene Ontology annotation, cellular component: cytoplasmic dynein complex; centrosome. Gene Ontology annotation, biological process: microtubule-based movement; microtubule cytoskeleton organization. The record is from RefSeq and is a predicted model, not a curated record. Bases 1 to 2310 code for a protein of 769 amino acids. The transcript has a single exon. Gene Ontology annotation, molecular function: dynein heavy chain binding. Lineage: Eukaryota; Apicomplexa; Aconoidasida; Haemosporida; Plasmodiidae.